Messenger RNA from Cydia amplana, 2864 nucleotides. RefSeq lists its product as uncharacterized. Bases 700 to 2094 code for a protein of 464 amino acids. The transcript has a single exon. Lineage: Eukaryota; Metazoa; Arthropoda; Insecta; Lepidoptera; Tortricidae. Gene Ontology annotation, molecular function: nucleic acid binding; zinc ion binding. The record is from RefSeq and is a predicted model, not a curated record.
UACAGUCGGCCACAGUUUCAGCGCCCGCGCACACCCAGGCGAGAGUACCUAACCGCAGAGUAGAGAGGAUAUUGUGUGGAUUUAUAAAACCAAACCUACGACCCACUUGGCCAUUUAGUUUUUUUUUAGUUUUUUUUUAGAUUGAUUAAAUUUUCUUUUGCACGAAUCUAGAUUACUCAUUUCUCUCUUCUAGAAAGUAGUUUAGAUCCAAAACGUGACACUGGCGCCCUCUAACGUGGUUAAAUUCACACAAAUCCUAUUUAUUUCUCGGCUUUUGUAGUUAGUGUAUGUUUGUGGCUUAUUCUUUCUGUGCAACGUUUUUUUUGGUUUCUUUUGCUACUAAGGUGUACUAUUAGUAGAAAGUCAGUUGGUAGUUUUGUAAGGUGUUUCGUAAAUUGAGUUCUACCCACAUAUGUUUAAAUUCAGUAAUAUAUUUUUUUGUUAGUCUUAAAUUACGCUUAGUAUCACAAAUAUAGUGAAAUUAGUAUUAAUUGUUCCUAUCGAGUGGAAAGUACACAUUAGUAGCACGCUUUUCUUCUUUUUAUUUGCAACUAAUCUGUUUUUAUUUUUAUUUCUACUAAUUGGGAAAACCAAACGUUCAUCAUUCUACAACUUUUGUAACAGGUCGGAGAAUUUUUAAUAUAAGCUUAUUAGUUACUGCUUCUUACCACUUACCCUCUAAUUAAAUUUAGAUUCACGAUGCUACCUGUCAAAUAUCUUUCACUUCAAAAAUCAGAGCUCGAAUAUGAGGUUCAGAUCCGAGGUGCUACUGCCGGUUCUUCAGUGGAGGAAAUGCGUAGACAAAUUGUAAAAUUAGCCGCGGAGCACCCGGCUGAACACAUAUUAGAGUCUCCGCUGGAUGUUCGACAGGAUCUUAGGGGUUGCGUAGAAGUGCUUACAAAAAUACAAUUAAAUCUAGAUAUUUCCGAACCAAAUGUACCAACUAUUAUGAGAACGCAAAAUAUGCUAAAUCACCUUCAUAAUCGUUUAGCGAGGAUAACGUGCGGUGACGACAAAAAGGAAUAUAAGGAUAUCCUAGAGGGGCAUAAAGCUGCUUCUCAAAAGCUCGCGGCUCUUCAAGCUAAGAGGCCUACACAAAUAACGACUACUUCUUAUAAUUUAGGCGCGGGUCCCUCUAGUGAGACCCCUACGUCGGUCCCAGAGGUACAGAACUUGAUUUCGGUGACAUGCGAUCGCACUGUAGCUGACCUGAGUAAAUUAAAAUUUAAUGGCAAAACUUGCGUCCGCUCAUUUAUACAGCGCGUCGACGAAUUUAUUGUUGCACGUAACAUUGCAUCAACAAAAGUAUUAGCUUUCGCCACCGAAAUUUUUCAAGACAACGCUCUGCAUUGGUUCCGUUCGGUACGGGACAAUAUUUCUUCCUGGCCAGAACUCGCUGCUAAAUUGAAAGAGGACUUCGAUCAAUCAAAUUAUGAUUACCGACUUACGACGGAGAUUCGCUCUCGGACUCAGGGUGAACAUGAAAACAUAACUGUUUAUCUGUCAAUUAUGAGUGGUAUGUUUUCUCGCCUCUCGACACCCCCAAGCGAACCGGAGCAGCUCGAAAUCUUACUUCACAAUAUUAGGCCGUGUUACGCAAGUACACUAGCGGCAUCAUCUACCGAAAUUAGGACAAUAGAUUCUUUACGCUCAUUGUGUCGCAAUUACGAGACUUAUCAUUCUCGACACUCACUAUUUCAGGAGCCACCAAGAGUGACUUCUGACACUGUUGCACCCGAAUUUGCGUACUCUAGGGAAUCAAAUAAAAGUACAAAUAAAUUUAACAACAACACAUAUAAUAAACAAAAUUUUUCAUAUAACAGUAAUUAUAAUAAAGGGCAAUAUUCUAAAAACACCAAUUAUAACCAAAAUCAAAACCAAAACAAGUCACAACAACAAAAUUAUAUACAUUCCGUGUCUAAUACAGUUCAAAACAAUAAACAGCAACCGUAUUGCCCGAGGUGUCGUAGUAAUAAUCAUCAUAUUCGGCAAUGUACGGCUAGUAGGGACGUGUUUUGCUUUAAAUGUGGCAAGAAAGAUGUCAAAACACCAGAUUGUCCGGUUUGUAAUAAGAAGGCAGAUACAAAAAACUAGGUGAGCGGAAUUGUAGCCAUUUUGAUAAGCAAGAUUGGGACUCUUGGCUUAAGUUCAUCAAAACAUUCUCUACGUCUUAUCAAAUAUCUACAAUUCUGCAGAAUAAGCCUCUCUUUGAUUCUAGGCCUUAUGUAAAUAUUAAAAUUAACAAUGUGGAUGCUUGUGCUUUGCUAGACUCUGGUGCUGAAGUAACUGUAAUCGGUAACAAUGCCCAUAUCGAUUUAAUAGACUGCACUUUACAACAGGGUGUCCGCCCCCCUUUAACAGCAGCUGGUAAUCACCCUCUAAACUGCAUCGGGUACAUGAAUCUACCCAUCACUUUUGAAGGCCAGUUCCAUGUAAUAACUGCUUAUGUGGUCCCAGAGGACCCCACGAACAUAAUAUUAGGAGUUGACUUUUGGCGUGCAUUUAAAAUUUGUCCCAAAUACGUAGGAAGUAUAACAUUGUCUGAAAGCCCCCUUGACAAGGUAAACAUUUACAAGCCAGAAUUUUUCAUUAACUCCUAUGAAAACCUAAUCGAAUCGCAGAAAUCAAUUGCUGAUAAUGUUAUAGCUCAAUUCAAAUCCAUAUCUAUGGAAGAGAAAGGUUUAGGUAGGACGAACUUGAUCACGCACAAAAUAGAUACAGGUGACGCUCAACCUAUUAGGCAACGUUACUACAGGAUGUCGCCUGAAAAACAGCGUAUUCUAGUGGAGCAAGUGGACGAAAUGCUGUCUCUAGACGUUGUCGAACCAUGUGAGAGCGCGUGGUCUUCUCCUGUACUUAUAGUG